This is a messenger RNA of Somion occarium, 689 nucleotides long. NCBI's taxonomy places the organism in Eukaryota, Fungi, Basidiomycota, Agaricomycetes, Polyporales, Cerrenaceae. The record is from the annotation of a GenBank genome assembly.
GCUUGUCGAGAGGCCUACAUACACGUCUGCAGGUGGUACAUAGUACUUGCCGACACUUUCUUCCUGACGAACAUCCUUGUUCUUGGGCGAUAUUCAAAUAGAAGACAUACACUCAACGAAGAGAACUACAUCACACUUGGCAUGUCCACGAUCCUUGCGUCCUUAUCCCGCCACACUCUCCGACAACUCAAGUUCAUCCUCCCUGGAGGACUUAUCACAUACUAUUUGAAUACCCAUCAAGAAUUCUUGCGUAUUUAUGAUGUGGAGGGAGGACUAGCACGGACCCUUGCAUCAGCGUCACUGGCAUCAGCUUCUGUCACUUUUGCACUCUUCAUGUACAUUCUUUUAUUCCCAAUAAUCAGAGGAGAACAACCUAACUAUCGUCAUUGGAGGGACUCGGGUGUCUUGUCUAGGGUUAUUCCUAUACUGACCGCGUCUAUUCUGCUGGGUUGGACGUUACUAGCCUACGUCCUGGGACGCUGGUCGAGCCUAGGGUAUAUCGAGGGUGUAAUCGGAGCAUCUGGUCUAUACGCUCUUGCAUUCGGUCUGCUAGGGCUCAUACCUGCACCGAAAGUUUAUCGCCAUUGAGUGAGGUUCCUACGUCAGAUACGGAGGAGGAUCUGUCACCUAUGUUCCACUUGUCGCAGUUUUGUAUUCGUAAUUCAUCAGACUUUGUUGUACAGUGAGUG